CUGUUUUUACCGUAGAUAAAAUAACGUACUGCUACAAAGGACAUUGUAGUCAUAAAUGCGUUGAAAAUAAUAAAAUCGUACGCUUUGCGCACGCUUAACAUUACAUAACAUCCACGUUACUCUCGGCUCCACAAGUACUUGUUGUGCUUCGUCACGUCCCCUUUAAGUGGUGUUGGGUGUAGGCUGUGAAACUCACAGGGAAGCUAAAGAGUCAAAGUGAAGGUAAACAGAAAGCUUUUUCUUUAAUGAAAAUUAACUCCAAAGACUGCAUCGAGACGGAUACUGUAAACACAGGUUGCCGAGGCUGGAGGGCUGGAUGUGGUCCGUCAUGGUGAACGAUGUUCCGGAAAGUCAAGAAGCGCCACAGCAGCAGCAGCUCGCAAAGCAGUGAGAUCAGCACCAAAAGCAAAUCUGUGGACUCCAGUUUGGGAGGGCUCUCCAGGUCCAGCACCGUCGCCAGCCUCGACACAGACUCCACCAAGAGCUCAGGCAACAGCACGUCUGACACGUGCGCUGAGUUCAGGGUGAAGUAUGUGGGAGCCAUUGAGAGGUUACAGUUUGACAUGAGCAAGACCCUCCAGGAGCCUCUGGACCUCAUCAACUACAUCGAUGCCGCUCAGCAAGACGGAAAGCUUCCCUUCAUACCCGGAGAUGAGGAGAUGAUUCUGGGAGUGUCAAAGUACGGAGUGAAAGUGGCGUCCCUGGACCAGUGUGACGUGCUGCAUCGCCACCCUCUCUACCUGAUAGUGCGCAUGCUGUGUUACGAUGACGGCCUGGGUGCAGGGAAGAACCUCCUGGCUCUCAAAACCACCGAUGCAAAGCAAGAGGAGUGCAGCAUCUGGGUGUACCAGUGCAGCAGUUCAAUUGUCUGUCCGGACAGGAGCAGGCUCAGUCCAUCUGCAAGGUGCUGUCGGCUUCUUUUGACUGCGCUCUGACGUCAGACAAGUCCUGAGGCCGGAGAAAUGGACGGGAGCUGAGAUAGUGAAGUAGGAGAACCAUGGCUGCGUUGUGAUUGCUUAAAAAAAUGCAACCCUUUCCUUUUUUUUUUUUUUUUUUUUUAACCAUACGAUUCCUGUGUGUUUUCCAAGCCAUCGUGUUGCCAGUGUGACACUCAGUUUGUGAUGUUUACCGUCACCAGUCAAGUCAGAACCACUGUGAAUCUGUCUGAAUCAUUUCCUCAGAACUUGCUUCCAAUACCUCACAUGUUCCUGUGUCACCUGUCACAUGAAGUCAACAGCGCAAAAGCAAAGUGUGGAAAAGGAAAUGGUUGCAUUUAAAAAAAAAAAAAAAAAAGCAAUGUCAUGUAAAUCAUAUUUAAUGUAAAUUAUGGCAAAAAAGGUACAUAAUGUUUUAAACCAUCUCCACCCAGCUCUGUCAGCAUAUGGCAACUCAUGGGAGUCAUUCACAGACUUGGUACACGACAUGACGACAUGCACACAGUUUGGUUCUCGUCAUGUGCAAACCACUCAGAUCCCUUUUCAUCCUUUUUUUUUUUUUUUUUUUUAGACAGUAUUGGUACAGUAACAGUCACUUUUUGACUCGAAGGUACAUCAGAACAAGUGUUUUAAACCGCGGCCUACACCCUAUAUUUCGUCUUAAUUUGUGAGGUUUACUCAUUUUGAUUACUUUUGUUAUAUCAUUGUUUUACAUUUUCUUUAUACUGUAAGUUUUCUUGGUACCAAAAGCUUGAAGUGUCUUCUGAUUUGUUGAGUUGUUGUUUCUUGUUGAUUCAAAAACUUGUCGACACCACAAACAUCCUACUAGGCUGUUGGAGGCAUAUGAAUGUGUUUACAGUUGUGGUACUGACUUAAGCUCACCGUGUACAUAAUUACAUGCUUUUGACUUUGGUCCAGUAAGGACCGGGUCACAAAAAGUGUGAAAGUAAGGAAUUGUUAGAUCUGGUACGAUAAAUUAGUUGGAAGCUUUUGUGUUUGAUGAUUAUUUCACUGAUUAAAGUGGCAUUUCUCCUUUUC
This is a messenger RNA of Acanthopagrus latus (yellowfin seabream), 1973 nucleotides long. RefSeq names its product integrin beta 1 binding protein 1 (gene itgb1bp1). The record is from RefSeq and is a predicted model, not a curated record. The coding region runs from base 339 to 935 and encodes 198 amino acids. Gene Ontology annotation, biological process: negative regulation of focal adhesion assembly; negative regulation of substrate adhesion-dependent cell spreading. Gene Ontology annotation, molecular function: integrin binding. Gene Ontology annotation, cellular component: lamellipodium; cell periphery; ruffle. Lineage: Eukaryota; Metazoa; Chordata; Actinopteri; Spariformes; Sparidae. The transcript is spliced from 7 exons.